Molecule: messenger RNA, 741 nt
Organism: Phlebotomus papatasi
Lineage: Eukaryota; Metazoa; Arthropoda; Insecta; Diptera; Psychodidae
Product: odorant receptor 85f-like
Exons: 3
Coding region: 1-741 (246 amino acids)
Biological process (GO): sensory perception of smell; detection of chemical stimulus involved in sensory perception of smell
Cellular component (GO): plasma membrane
Molecular function (GO): olfactory receptor activity; odorant binding
Source: RefSeq, a predicted model, not a curated record
AUGUGUUUUAGGGCUAUGCUGAUGGCUUAUGGUAGUACUUGUAUCAGCAUGAUUAUUUUUCUUCUUUACAAGGGGGAUGCCUUCAUAUAUCGUUUCCCAUUUUCUCCGGACAAUCCCUCUCAAGUUCACCUUGGACUCUUGCAUCUCUUUCAGUCUUUAGGGCUCUUUUUCAAUACUUUCUUUGUGGUUGCUGGAGAUCUUUGGGUUGCUAUCAUUGGGAUUCACAUAAUGGGAAUGUUGAGGGUCUUGGCAGAUUUCAUUCGACUUCUUGAUGAAUCCUCUCAGAAUCAUUCUAGCCUCUUGAGAAGAAUUCAAACCCUUCAUGCAGACAUUAUCAACCACAAUCGCAUCUUCAAUGAUCUAAUCUUUCAUCUGUUGACUGCUCAGCUCCUUUCUAGCAUCUUCUUGAUCCUGAUGAGCCUCUCAGCUGUGAAAUAUGACGCUGUAGGAUUUGUCUCCUACUUCCUGGGAGGCUCAUCUAUAAUCCAGUUGCUGCUGAUUUGUCUGUUCGGAGAGAUCAUCUUCAUGCGGUAUAGUGAUAUCGACCGUUGUCUCAAUCUGACCAAGUGGUACGAGAUGUCCCUGACUGACCAGAGGAACUUCAUUCUAAUCCUGAGAAUGGGUCAGAAACCUUACGGUUUGAAAGCAGGAGGGAUGUAUGAUGUGUCGAUGCCAACCUUCAUUGACAUUGUGAAGCUUGCCAUUUCAUACUGUGCCAUACUGUUUGCCUUUAUUGAGUAA